This is a messenger RNA of Linderina pennispora, 1674 nucleotides long. Its product is annotated as MFS general substrate transporter. Gene Ontology annotation, molecular function: transmembrane transporter activity. The coding region runs from base 1 to 1674 and encodes 557 amino acids. Lineage: Eukaryota; Fungi; Kickxellomycota; Kickxellomycetes; Kickxellales; Kickxellaceae. The transcript has a single exon. The record is from RefSeq and is a predicted model, not a curated record. Gene Ontology annotation, biological process: transmembrane transport.
AUGGAAGCUGUGCCAGAUAUCAGUGAGCAGCCUAUUUCCGAGAAAGCGCUUGAGGCUGGUGCUGGUGUGGAGAGUCACUCUUAUGAAGCAGGCAGCGGUAGUCCAGUAACUGCCAAUGAACCAGCCGGUGGUGAUUUGGCUUCGUAUACGUUCUCCAAGAAACAAAUUGCUUAUACAAUGGUUGGCAUAGGCAUGCUGUUUUUUAUUGCUGCCCUGGAUGCAACUAUCAUGGCCAGCAUUUAUGUGCCAAUUGCCAGUGACUUUGGUGCACUGGGCCAGGCUGUCUGGAUUAUCACCACGUACAUGCUGUCGUCGACAGUUGUGCAGGCAAUUAUCGGCAAAAUCAGCGAUGUCCUUGGCCGCGUGGAAACGACUCUUACCAGUACCACCAUAUUUUUGAUUGGCUCCGUUCUUUGUGGAGCAUCGCAGUCGAUGAACAUGCUUAUCGCCAGCCGCACAAUCCAGGGAAUCGGCGGCGGAGGGAUUCUUGGGCUGUCAGUAGUACUGAUGGGUGAUAUUGUCAGCGAGCGCGAACGCGGCAAAUAUAUUGGCGUAAUUUCCGGUACACUGGGAAUUGCCACUGUGGUUGGACCGGUUAUGGGCGGUGGCAUUAUCGAGCACGCUUCAUGGCGAAUCGUGUUCUGGAUCAAUAUUCCGAUCUGCAUCAUUUCCAUGGCUCUGAUCUUCUUCACGCUCAAGCUGCCAAAGACCAAGGGAAGGUUCAAGGAGAAAAUCAAGCGCAUUGACUUUAUCGGCUGUGUGUUGUUCGCCAUUGGAAUGGUUCCUAUUUUGCUUGGGCUGUCUUGGGGUGGUCAACAGUACGAGUGGACAUCGGCGCAGGUCUUGGCAUGUCUCAUUUGCGGAUUUGUCAUACUGCUUGUGUUUGGAUAUGUCGAGUACCGCUUUGUUGCUGACCCAAUCAUCCCAAUCCGUCUCCUGGGAAACCACAAUGUCUUCUCAGGCCUAGUGGCGUCACUUGCUACAGGUGCUAUACUCUACGGAAUUGCCAAUAUAAUUCCUACCUGGGAACUCGCGGUCAAGCAUGCAUCAACAAUAUCGGGUGGAUUGCAUCUUAUACCAUCUGCCGUUGGCUACGCAUUAGGAGCACCAUUUACAGGUGUCUACAUGGCUAAGCUCGGUCGAUACCUCGCUCCCCUCAGAGUUGGUGCAGUGCUUGCUGCAGCUGGUGCAUCAUUGCUUCUGCUGUAUAAAACGAGCACCGGGAUGGCAGAGCGAAUUAUUUAUCUGUUUCUAGCAGGACUUGGUCUUGGCUUCAUAUCUCAGCCAUCCCUACUUGUCUGUCAAGCUAGUGUUGAGGGAAAACACAUGGCCACAGUAUCAGCAUCACAUGCCUUCAUUCGGACACUAGGUGGGAUCCUCGCUACCAGCAUUAUGACUUCGAUCCUGGACAGCCAUAUCAAGUCCGGUAUCACAGGGUUGAUGUACGAGUUCCCUACGCAUGCGUCGGAUAUAGCUUCUACACUUGUAGACCAGCGCAACAUAUACAGUAAUACAAUUCCGCAUGACAUUCAGACAAGAAUCACCCGUCUUUGGGCUGACAGUAUGCACAGUGCGUUUUUCGUAUUUGCUGCCAUCAGCGGGAUAAUACUCAUAUCUUGCUUCGCCAUUACACAUGUCGUUCUUGGCGAGGAGCGCAAGAAAACAAUUGAGUAA